Molecule: messenger RNA, 714 nt
Organism: Symbiodinium sp. CCMP2592
Lineage: Eukaryota; Dinophyceae; Suessiales; Symbiodiniaceae
Source: the annotation of a GenBank genome assembly
AUGGAGCAACAGACGAUUUCGGUGGCCAAGCCAGGGCUCACCUGUCGUUUGAGGGCCCGUUGCAGUGUCGUUGCGGCACAGAGCUGGGCAUCGGAUGCUGAAGGAGCUUCUCUGCUUCAGCUCACCGGGCUUCCGGCUCCGCUGCUCAGCCGCUUCGAUCUGAUCCUCGGUCUCCGAGGCGCCAGGACGAGAAAAGACGAGGAGGAGCUCGCGGAGGCCAUCCUGGGAGCCGCAGGCAGUGAGCAAGUGGCCGAGGAAGGUCAAGCCUUGCGGUUCCAGACCUUGAAGGACUUCGUUGCCGCCUCUCAAGAAAGCGUGCUUCGAGAUUCGCCGGAUGACAGCGCUCGCAAACUCUUGGAGACUUACUACCAGAGGCUUCGAGGACCCGGCCUCGGGCGCCCGCCCGGGGAGGUCAGCGUGACGGCGCGGAGCCUCGAGAGCUUGAUCCGACUGUCCCGGGCGCAUGCGCGCUUGAUGCGACACGGUGCUGUACAGCUGCAGGAUGCUGUCGCUGUGGUCCUGUUGCAUCAGGUAUGUUGGAGGAGCCACUCUCCAGAUUCUAGCCAGGUUCUUCUUUCGGAAAGCAGCUUUGGACCGCUCUGCCCGGCCCACAUCCGGCGUUUAGACAUGAGCAGUGACAUCACCUCUGGCACCGAUUAUGAGGUGGUCGAAGGUGCUAUCUUGUGGAGUCUUGGCCUAGAGAAGGACCGAUGA